AAAGAAAGAAAGAAAGUAAUAAUCUAACUACCCAAGUAGAUGCAAUCAAUGAAUUGUGGGCUAAGGUGUCUGCCAUUUAUUACGUUUCAGGCUUUGUGUUCGAGGUCCACUUGACAACUCCGUCCAUUUCGCUAUGACACACCACAAUCUUCCCUCUCAUUGGUUCAUCCUUCUUUAUCAUAAAAUUUAAUCAAAGUGAAAACACAACCAUAACAAAUACUGAUAUUAUACUAUAAUCUAUAAACAUGAACCCCUACAAAAUUAAUAAAUUCUCUUUGUUUAUAACCUUAUAGUAUAUAUAUGGUAUGUUGUUUCAUUUCAUGUCUAUUAAUGUUCUUCUCGUAUACCAGAACUUGAGCCUUGAACACACCAAUUCUUGGGAUUUAAGAGUGUCAUUCGAUCCAAUGCUUUUAUUCUUGAUAUCUUGUUUCUCUUUUAUUCUUCUAUCCAAGUCAUUGUCUUUCAAGAACCAAUAUCCAAUAAUGAAGGGCGAGUGGAGAUUGUUGUCUCGAUGGUUUUGGGAAGGGUUCUCAAGCUUUAUGGUGUCCUGGUUCCAAAAGGGUAGGCUUGGAAUCAGUUUUAAUCAGCUUCCUAUGAUCAUGACACUGAGGCAGAAGAUGAGGCUUGGUCCCAAGGUGGAUAAUGUGGAGGAAGAAAGGAUUUCUCUGCUGGAUUUGCCUGAGCUCACUCUAGAGUGCAUUCUAGAGCGCCUAUCACCAGCUGGACUGUGUAGCAUGGCAGGUGUCUGCUCUUCUUUUAGGGAUAGAUGUACAAGCGAUCAUCUGUGGGAGAAACACAUGAAGCAGAAAUGGGGUAAAGUGAUUGGCGAUGCUGCUCAUAGGGAAUGGCAAUGGCAUAUUGCUUCAAGAAAGAGACCGAACCUAUUAGGUCCAAGUACGCAAAAGGGGUUUCUGGGAUCUUUUACUAACAUGUGGCCCUUCUCUUGGUUUAAACCAAAUUUAGAAAGCAGAAGCAGCCAGCGGAAAACUGAUUUGCCAGUUGAUUCAAUCAUGUCUUGGUAUCUAUCUCUGGAAACUGGAAAAUUCUGGUUCCCAGCACAGGUCUAUAAUCGUGAGAAUGGACAUGCUGGGUUUAUGCUAUCAUGUUAUGAUGCCAAACUUUGCUAUGAUUCCAAGACAGACACCUUCCAGGCAAGGUACUCACCUCACGGGCGGCGGACAACGGAGGAGAAUAUAUCCUGGGAUAGGCUAAGAGUACCACCAGUUGAUACACCUUCACAUGUUCUUCACAUUUCUGAUUGCUUACUUGACUUAAAACCUGGUGAUCAUAUUGAGAUCCAGUGGAGAAGAAAUAAAGAAUUUCCGUACGGGUGGUGGUAUGGUGUUGUCGGCCACUUGGAAUCAUGUGAUGGAACUGAAAAUCACUGCCGUUGCCAAUAUACAGGGCAGUUCUGCCUUGCGUUGCCUGGAUGAAAAAUUCUCAGAACUAGGCUCGUUUUGAUUGCACCAUUCUAGGCCAAUUAAAAAGAAGUACAUUUCAAAAACUUGAAAGAUAAUGCAGUGCUGGCCUCCAUAGAAGUAUCAAAGUUGCUAACUUACAGCAGUAUGACUCAUAGGUCCAUAGUUUAUUGUUGUGAUUGUGAUUUCAGUGUGUAUGUUUUCUGCCCUUGUAGAUGUAAGAUGUCAGUGGCCCUGAAACUAUAGAUCAUAGCUAACAAAUAUGAUUUUUCACUAUUUUUGUCUAAAAAAUGAAAUGAGGAGUUUUCUCCAAUAAACUACAGUAUAAAUUAAAUUACACCAUGCCAUGUUCUUCAAACUUCAAACCAGCCAUUUUUACAUUCCUUUAGAUAGAUAUCAUCAGUUUUCAUCUUGAGUAGGAAUGGAGUUUUCUCAACUUUUAGCACUUUAUUCUCCACUGAGAGAAGGGAAAUGCCACCGAGUGCAGACGUGCAUAACAGGCUAUUGGCAGGCAACUAUGGUGCUAAUCAAUUUCAUCUUGCUUGAAUGAUAACAGUAAAACAAAAAGCUUCCUGGUUUUUUAGUAACACCUGUUUUUUUUUUUUUUUGGUCUCAAUUCCUUAACAGGUCAUAACCCUCAAAAUCCCUUGUAACUGGAUCCUUGUGAGAAAAGGAACAUUCUUGACAAGUUUAAGAUAAAAAUAACACCAGUAGUUGCUGCAGGAACCUAAUAAAUGCUUCCUUGAGUUCAAAAUUUCAUGAAGCACUUGGUUAACUAAGUUGCAAAAUAGUUCAUCCAUGAAACAUCUGGCAUCAAUUAUGUAAACUUUGUUGUAAAAUUUGCAAAUGCCUCUGCUCACAACUUCCCUCUUAUCAUGCAUAAAUCCUCAAACUUUUCUUUCGACUCUUUCUUUAAGAAGUUUUUUCUAGUGUUGAUUUGACCAUUACCUUUGU
Messenger RNA from Theobroma umbraticum, 2372 nucleotides. RefSeq names its product F-box protein At2g32560-like. NCBI's taxonomy places the organism in Eukaryota, Viridiplantae, Streptophyta, Magnoliopsida, Malvales, Malvaceae. The record is from RefSeq and is a predicted model, not a curated record. Gene Ontology annotation, molecular function: protein binding.